Rhipicephalus microplus (southern cattle tick) is the source of this 1593-nucleotide messenger RNA. Its product is annotated as tetratricopeptide repeat protein 8. Gene Ontology annotation, cellular component: ciliary basal body; BBSome; non-motile cilium. The record is from RefSeq and is a predicted model, not a curated record. Gene Ontology annotation, molecular function: protein binding. Lineage: Eukaryota; Metazoa; Arthropoda; Arachnida; Ixodida; Ixodidae. Gene Ontology annotation, biological process: non-motile cilium assembly.
CCGGCCCGCCGUGCCGCAGGAUGAACGGCGCAGCCCUGCAGACACACGAACCAGGCGACUCAGCGGCAGGCAUGGAGCUGGUGCAGCGGGCGCUGAGCCUCUACCGCCGGCGCCACUUCACCGAGUGCGCCGAGCUGUGCCAGCAGGAGCCCUCGAGCAAGCAACUCCAGUGGCUCGGCAUGCUCGCCCUGACGCAGCACGCGUGGCUCGACGAACUCGAGCUCGAAGGGCUGCAGUCGCUCGCCGAGGAGUUGCUCGACAAUCAGGCGACUGCGCAGACGGGCCGUCCGGGCACGUCCCUGAGGGCGCCACCUCCGCCGACUAGCGGCGGCCGGCCGAUGACGCGCGAGGGCCGUCCACUGACCGGACUGAGACGACGGCCCCGGUCUCGCACAGCCACGCAGCAGGGAGUCGAGAGGGCGCUGUACACGGCUGGAGGAAGAACGGCCAGGCCGACGACUGCGGCGCCAGCGGCCGUGCCAGAGUUUGGUCGACUGGGAGCGGCGGCCUCGGGUUGGCCCGACAAGCCGUGGCUCUCCAAACCACUCUUCCGAUUCCUCUACCACCAGCGGGGUGAUGUCAGACAGGCACUGGAGCUGGCCAGCCAGGAGCGGUCAACCGACUGCUGCGGCUGGUGGUCACUACAGCGCGGUCGCUGUCUCCUCAGACUGGGCAUGCUGCGCGAGGCCGAACACCAGUUCAGGAAGGCGGCGGAAGCCGGAGACCCGCAGCCAAGGACGUUCCUCUGGCUGGCCAAGGUUCAGCUGCAGAUGGAUCAGCCACUCGCAGCUGUGGAAGCAUACAGGCGUGGUUUGGAAAGGUUUCCGAACGAAGCCUCUCUGCUUGCACCCAUGGCACGUGUUUACGAGGCCCUCCACGAUCUGCAGCGCUCGGCCAAGCUUUACCGGGAGCUGCUGUCACAGGACGCAGUGAACGUGGAGGCUAUCGCCUGCGUUGCGACGCACCACUUCUACGCAGACCAGCCAGAGAUGGCUCUCAGAUUCUACAGGCGCCUUCUACAGCUGGGCAUGCCGACGGCCGAGCUGUACAACAACCUGGCGCUGUGCUGCUUCUACGCGCAGCAGUACGAUAUGGCGCUCGCCUGCUUCGACCGGGCGCUGGCCCUGGCUGAAGAUCAGCAUCUCGCCGACGUCUGGUACAACCUGGGACUCGUCGCACUGAGCUCCGGAGACAAGACGCUGGCGACUCGCGCCUUCCGGCUGGCACUGGUCUACGACAACUGCCACGCGGAAUCGUACAACAACCUCGGGGUCCUCGAGCUCACCAGCGGCAACGUCGACCAGGCUGCCGCUUAUUUCGCUACGGCUGGCGAAAUCGCUCCGGAACUGUGCGAGGCUCAUUAUAAUCACGCGCUGGUGCUUGAACGGACUGGAGACCUCCAAGGAUGUGCUCGCGCCGCAAGCAAAUGCAGCCAACAUGCAGCCAGUGCAGAUCUACUGCAGAAAGUGCAAGCCUUCUUCCAGAGUCACUGAGACAACCCACGAGCCGCCACUGCAUCUUUAUUGGGCAAAUAAAUUACCUUGUUUAAGUGUGGCAAGCGCAAUAAAGAAAAAAUACAGUGUCCCACCCAAC